AUGAAUACAUGGAAAAUCUUGGGAGAGUUGAAACCAGUAAUGCUGAUGGUUUUGGUGCAAAUUGCAUAUGCUUCUUCAAAUGUGUUUUACAAAAUUCUUAUCAAUGAUGGAAUGAGUAUAAGGGUAGUAACUUCCUACCGUCUCAUUUUUGGAGCUGCCUUCUCUUUUCCUCUUGCUCUUGUUUUAGAGAGAAAGAACAAACCAAAACUCACAUGGAGGGUGUUUUUUAUGUCCUUUUCUUGCGGCUUAUUCGGAGGGAGUUUAUUCCAAAACCUUUUUUUCACCGCAUUGGCUUUGGUAUCAGCAACAUUUGCUUCUGCUGUUUUUAAUCUCGUUCCUCUCAUCACUUUCAUCCUUGCUAUCUUGUGCCGCUUAGAAAUGUUAAAUAUGGGAACCAUAGCAGGGAAGGUAAAGAUAUUGGGAACAAUAACAGGAGUUAUUGGGUCAAUGAUUCUGAUAUUUUUCAAAGGAGCAGAAAUCAACAUUUGGAAAGUCCACGUCAAUCUUUUGCAUGGUAAUCAAAAUAACAGCAACACAGGAACAACUAAUUCUGACAGCAUUAAAAAAGUUGUCGGUGUUUUAUGUGCUCUCGGAAGCUGUUUCAGUUUUUCAUUAUGGCUCAUUAUUCACGCUAAGAUGACUAAAGAGUAUCCGAGUUAUUACUCAAGCACAACGCUGAUGAAUCUAAUGGGAGCAAUACAAGCCACAAUUUUUGCCCUAUGUGUUGAGAAAGAUUGGAGUCAAUGGAAAUUGGGUUGGAGUUUUAGACUUCUAACUGUAGCUUAUUUGGGAAUUGUGACAUCUGGAUUAGUGUUUAUUUUGACAGCUUGGUGUGUAAGGAAGAAAGGUCCAGUGUAUGCAUCUGCAUUCAACCCUCUUAAUCUUUUGAUUGUGGCCAUUGUUGCUUCCUUGUUGUUAGAUGAAACUCUCUACCUAGGAAGUGUGAUUGGAGGCGUGCUAAUUGUUGGUGGUUUGUACAUGGUGUUAUGGGGUAAGAGUAAAGAAACAAACUUCAUUGCCCAUGAAUUUGAAGGAUCAACUGAGGUUGUUGUUAUGUCCUCGAUGACAACUGAUCAUGAUUUGGUCACUGCAGCAACAAUAGCCGCACCAAAGACUAGGAGGAAUUUUAUUGUUAAAUAG
Vicia faba (fava bean) is the source of this 1140-nucleotide messenger RNA. Lineage: Eukaryota; Viridiplantae; Streptophyta; Magnoliopsida; Fabales; Fabaceae. The record is from the annotation of a GenBank genome assembly.